GACAAACGACGCUCAUUGAGAGCAGAGGUUUAAACGACCUGUGAAACAGCAGGAGACACAAGAAACCAUCAGACACAGCUGAGAGGAUAAAGUGACAAGAUCUGUGUCCGGGUGAUAUCAUCAUUACACGUGACGCAGAUGGCAAUGGCUACUGGUGUUGGCCCAGUUCUGGGGUGCCUGGUUAUUUGUUUGCUGAAUCCCAGCACAGGAGAGAGGAUUUACCAUAACCGUGAUCGCUCCGACAUGAGGUUACCGGACCAAGUGAAACCUAUAAUUACUCCCAAAUCAGCACAGCGUUAUCUAUGGAGGUAUGGCUGGAUUGAGCCUGUUCGUUGGGAGUCUUUGCCAUUCCGUGGGAUUGCAGCACCACCUGGGGAGAAUGUGGCCCCUCCGGAUAUAUCUGCUCUUAUAAGUGAGGGUCGUUCCUCUGCUGUACCAGACCGUCUCCCAGUUCCUGAACCCAGUCUGAGUCCACGGUUCCUGGGCGCUCUGCUUAAAUUCCAGAUGGCCAAUGGUUUGAAGGUGACAGGGGAACUAGAUGAUGCUACACGAAAAGCAAUGAAUGCACCACGCUGUGGCGUACCUGAUCUCAAAACAUCUGAAGACUAUAUCACCCAAACAAGAUCACAGGAACUUAGGCAAGAGGAAAAUGGCAACACCUCUGAAAGAGGACAGGGUGGAUGGGAAUCUAAGUAUGGAGAAGGAAAGGGUCUCUCGUGGCGGGGAAAAAGCUUAGGCCUUCAGCUGGUGCAACGUGCAAGGAGGAGACGCAGUCACCUGCUCAGUGCUGGAGUGAAGAAAUCAGCAUUUGCCAAACACACCGUAAAAUGGAGACUGCUUGGGGAGGGCUACAGUGUCAAGUUGUCAGUAGACCAGCAGCGAUACGUACUAAGGCUUGCGUUCCGUAUCUGGAGCGAGGUUGUCCCACUCAAUUUUGAGGAAGACCAGACCUCCCCAGCUCACCUUAUUGACAUCAAGUUAGGCUUUGGGACACGUCGGCACCUGGGUUGUUCUCAGGUUUUUGAUGGAAUGGGUAGAGAGUUUGCUCAUGCUUGGCAGCUGGGGGAUAUUCACUUCAAUGACGACGAGCAUUUUGUGACUCUGAACAGUGAGCAGGGCAUCAGCCUCCUUAAGGUUGCAGUUCAUGAAAUCGGCCACGUUCUUGGUCUCAGUCACAUGAACCAGCUGGGCUCUGUCAUGCAGCCCAAUUAUAUCCCGGAUAAUACUAACACAGAGCUGGACCACGUAGACAGGAAAGCCAUCCAACGGAUCUAUGGUCGGUGCUCCGGGAGAUUUAACACCGUAUUUGAUUGGGUACUUCAGGAGCGUGGACCGUGGGGGGAGCCUGUGAUACGGUUCUACACCUACUUCUUCCGCCAUGGCUGGUAUUGGCGCUAUGAGAAUCACAGCAACAGGACCCGGCGUGGGGACCCUCGGAAGGUGGAGCUUGGCUGGACUGGGAUUCCUCGCUCUGACAUUGAUGCAUUUCUACAAAUUCGAAUAAGGAAUAAAGACCUAACCCUGUUCUUUAAAGGGUCCCAAGCCGCCCUCCAAACCAUCCUGGGCAAAAUGUCAGACCAGACAAUCCUCAACCUAGGGAACAAAUCCACCAAUGUCCCUUUUCAUACUUCUCACCAACUCCCUCUGGGGGAAUAA
Bombina bombina (fire-bellied toad) is the source of this 1656-nucleotide messenger RNA. Its product is annotated as matrix metalloproteinase-21. NCBI's taxonomy places the organism in Eukaryota, Metazoa, Chordata, Amphibia, Anura, Bombinatoridae. The coding region runs from base 139 to 1656 and encodes 505 amino acids. The record is from RefSeq and is a predicted model, not a curated record. The transcript has 6 exons. Gene Ontology annotation, cellular component: extracellular matrix. Gene Ontology annotation, molecular function: metalloendopeptidase activity; zinc ion binding. Gene Ontology annotation, biological process: collagen catabolic process; proteolysis; extracellular matrix organization.